This is a messenger RNA of Cynara cardunculus var. scolymus (artichoke), 1711 nucleotides long. Its product is annotated as tubulin beta-3 chain. Lineage: Eukaryota; Viridiplantae; Streptophyta; Magnoliopsida; Asterales; Asteraceae. The transcript has 4 exons. Gene Ontology annotation, cellular component: microtubule; cytoplasm. Gene Ontology annotation, biological process: microtubule cytoskeleton organization; mitotic cell cycle. Gene Ontology annotation, molecular function: structural constituent of cytoskeleton; GTP binding; GTPase activity. Bases 70 to 1407 code for a protein of 445 amino acids. The record is from RefSeq and is a predicted model, not a curated record.
CUACACACUCUCACUUCCCCAAAAUUCAUCUCCGAUUUCUUCCUCCUUCAACCAAUUCAACAGGGUAGGAUGAGAGAAAUCCUUCACGUUCAGGGUGGGCAGUGUGGUAACCAGAUUGGAUCAAAGUUCUGGGAAGUUGUAUGUGAGGAACACGGCAUAGAUCCAACAGGAAAGUAUAUUGGGAGUUCUGAUGUGCAACUGGAACGUGUGAAUGUCUACUACAACGAGGCCUCUUGUGGGAGGUUUGUACCUCGUGCAGUGCUUAUGGAUCUGGAGCCUGGCACCAUGGACGGUGUUCGAACUGGUCCCUACGGCCAGAUCUUUCGACCUGAUAACUUUGUCUUUGGUCAGUCUGGGGCUGGGAAUAACUGGGCCAAGGGACAUUAUACCGAGGGUGCUGAGCUUAUUGAUGCAGUUCUUGAUGUGGUGCGGAAAGAGGCUGAGAACUGUGACUGUCUACAAGGUUUCCAAGUGUGCCAUUCCUUGGGUGGAGGGACAGGUUCCGGGAUGGGUACUCUAUUGAUCUCUAAAAUUAGGGAGGAAUAUCCUGACAGGAUGAUGCUCACUUUCUCAGUCUUCCCAUCACCAAAGGUCUCUGAUACCGUUGUUGAGCCCUACAAUGCCACUCUCUCUGUUCAUCAACUUGUUGAAAAUGCAGAUGAGUGCAUGGUGCUUGAUAAUGAAGCUUUAUAUGAUAUUUGUUUCAAGACUCUCAAACUCACCAAUCCUAGCUUUGGUGAUUUGAACCACUUGAUCUCUACAACGAUGAGCGGGGUCACUUGCUGCCUUCGUUUCCCUGGUCAACUCAACUCCGAUCUUCGAAAGCUUGCAGUCAAUCUCAUUCCAUUCCCUCGUCUACACUUCUUCAUGGUGGGAUUCGCUCCAUUGACGUCUCGUGGGUCCCAGCAAUACCGGGCCCUCACCGUUCCGGAGCUGACCCAACAAAUGUGGGACGCAAAAAACAUGAUGUGUGCCGCCGACCCACGACAUGGGCGGUACCUGACCGCGUCAGCCAUGUUCCGAGGCAAAAUGAGCACGAAAGAGGUGGACGAGCAAAUGCUCAACGUCCAAAACAAGAACUCAUCCUACUUUGUGGAGUGGAUCCCGAAUAACGUGAAGUCGAGUGUGUGUGACAUCCCUCCGAAAGGGCUGUCGAUGGCAUCAACAUUCAUAGGGAACUCGACUUCGAUUCAGGAGAUGUUUAGGAGGGUGAGCGAGCAGUUCACGGCCAUGUUUAGGAGGAAGGCUUUCUUGCAUUGGUACACAGGGGAAGGCAUGGACGAGAUGGAAUUUACGGAAGCGGAGAGCAACAUGAACGAUCUGGUGUCGGAGUAUCAGCAGUACCAGGAUGCGACGGCCGAGGAGUAUGGAUAUGAGGAAGAGGAGGAGGAGGAGGAGGGUGUGUAGGUUGGAAGUCUGUCACCGGACUCUGGACCGAGACUAAGAGGAGGUGUGUACAUCAGCACAUGGUGAUGUCUAGUUUCAUUUGGUAUGGUUUUUGGUUUGGUUUGGUUAGGUUAGGUUAUAUAUAUAUAUAUAUAUGUAAUAUGAAUGUUGUUAUUUCCAUUCUAUUACUUCACUAUGAUAAGAUGGUAAAUGUGUUGGUAGUUUAUUAACCGCUGUGAUAAGAUGGUAUGGUUUUUGGUUUGGUUUGGUUUGGUUUGGUUUAGCCAAGUUGAUGUAAAUGAGCUGAUUUGGAAGUUGGGUGAUC